AUGGGGGACUGGAACUUAUUAGGAAGCAUUUUAGAAGAGGUCCACAUCCAUUCCACCAUUGUUGGGAAGGUAUGGCUCACCAUCCUCUUCAUUUUCCGGAUGCUCGUGCUCGGUGUUGCAGCUGAGGACGUGUGGGACGACGAGCAGAGUGAGUUUGUUUGCAACACAGAGCAACCUGGCUGCAAAAACGUCUGCUACGACCAGGCUUUCCCCAUCUCCCUCAUCCGCUACUGGGUCCUUCAGAUCAUCUUUGUGUCCUCUCCGUCUCUGGUCUACAUGGGUCAUGCCUUAAACCGUCUGAGGACCCUGGAGAAAGAGAGGCACAGAAAAAAAGCAUGUCUUAAAGCUGAGCUGGAGGGGACAGACCCCAUCCAGGAGGACCAUAAGAGGAUCGAGCGAGAGCUCAGGAAACUGGAUGAACAGAAGAAAGUAAGGAAAGCUCCCCUCAGAGGCUCCUUAUUGCGCACAUAUGUUUUCCAUAUCUUGACUAGAUCUGUGGUGGAGGUGGGUUUUAUUAUAGGUCAGUGUGCUCUGUACGGCAUUGGGCUUUCUCCUCUGUACAAAUGUGAGAGGUUGCCUUGCCCCAACAGUGUUGAUUGUUUUGUGUCACGUCCAACAGAGAAGAACAUUUUCAUGGUCUUCAUGCUGGUUAUUGCUGGAGUUUCUUUAGUCCUCAACCUCCUGGAGAUUUUCCAUCUGGGGGUAAAGAAGAUCAAACAAAGCUUGUACGGAUACAAAUAUGGAGAUGAUGAAAGUAUGUGCAGGUCAAAGAAGAACUCCAUGGUGCAGCAGGUGUGCGUGCUCUCUAACUCCUCACCACAGAGGUUGGUGCAGCUCACACAGUUAAACUGCCCUGGUUUGCCUGAUGCUCUCGGAGAGACUCAGGAGCAUUCCCAUCACAACCCUGCACAGAUGUAUCUGCAAGGCCAAGCUGACAUCCAGGGUCUGCAGCAGCUGGGGGCCAUGGAGCGGCGCUUCACUCUCGAGAGCAGGAAACCCUCAUGUAGCAGCGAUGACUCGAAUGGACGUCGCGGCUCAGGCCAGCCGCAGUACGCAGGGCCCCGACCCACAGUGAUGGUUGGCCACAUGGAUAUCGCCGCAGCCCUGAAGAAUGCGCAGAGGAAGCAGAGCAGGCAGAGUAAUUUUAAGGAGCUCAGUGACACGAGUGCUUCCCCAGAGAGCGACCACUACCCCACAGCCAGGAAGUGCAGUUUUAUGUCCAGAGGAAUGUCGGAAGUCCAGCUGAACACUACAUCCGACAGCGCUGACUCUCAGAGCGGAGCAGACCUCGAGGCCCAACACCUCAACCAGGGAGAGAGUCCGAUGGUGACCCCACCUCCAUCCAGUGGGAGGAGGAUGUCCAUGAGCAUGAUUCUGGAGCUGUCUUCAAUCAUGAAAAAGUAA
Messenger RNA from Limanda limanda (common dab), 1404 nucleotides. RefSeq names its product gap junction protein alpha 10 b (gene gja10b). The transcript has 2 exons. Gene Ontology annotation, biological process: cell communication. Gene Ontology annotation, cellular component: connexin complex. Bases 1 to 1404 code for a protein of 467 amino acids. The record is from RefSeq and is a predicted model, not a curated record. Lineage: Eukaryota; Metazoa; Chordata; Actinopteri; Pleuronectiformes; Pleuronectidae.